AUGUCGAUGAUAACUGCGUCUGGAAAGACGGCUCGAUGGGUCGAGAACUAUUGCGUUUGGUUAUCAAAACCAUUAACCAAUUGUUCACUGCUGAUCAUUUUGUUAGCGUAUUGGUGUGUGAGCGUUUAUGGAAUAUUGAACGUUAAACCAGAUUUAGCAGAUAAUAAAUUCUUUCUAAAGGAUUCAUCACUACUUGAGGCGAUCACUUAUCGCGAACAAUAUAUUCUGCCAAAGUAUACAUCUGUGACAAUAUUCGUUAGUGAACCUGGGAAUAUGGGCGACAAGUUGCGCAGGAAUCAACUCGAGAAAAUGAUGAGCGAAUUUGAGUCUUUACCUGAAUGUAACGGCGCGCAAUUCAGUCGUUUUUGGAUUCGAGAUUACGAAAAAUUUAUUCAAGCCAGUGAAAUGGAUGAGGAUGACGAGCAGGCGAGCGAUCAGUUAAAAAUGUUUGUUGACUGGCCUGAAUAUUCAUAUUGGGGUGGGUUCAUGCGAUUCGACAACGACACUGGAGAAUUAGUAUCUUUCUUUUCAACAGUUGCGUAUCAUGGCGAAGACCUCUGGCAACCAACGCGUCGUACUGCUCUGUUGAACCAAUGGAGAGCGAUUGCAGAUAACUAUUCGGAAUUCUCAGUGACAAUCUACGAGGAUGAAGCACCGGACUUGGAUGCACUUGACACGCUUGUUACAAGCACAUUCAAAAAUUCAUUCAUAACUCUACUUUGUAUGGCACUUGUCGUUCUCGUAUUCAUGGCGUCCAUAUCAUCACUUCUCAUUACUCUUAUUUCAGUCACAUCAAUCUGUUCUGGUGUUUUCGGGCUGGUAUCUUUGUGGGGCAUUGAUAUCGAUGCAUUUUCAAUGACUGCACUAGUAAUCUCGAUUGGAUUAUCGGUUGAUUUUCCGGCACAUGUCAUCUAUCAUUAUUAUCGAACCGAAGACAGCAAAAGUCUCUCAACAUUCAAACAUCGAAUGCAGUAUACGAUCAGCUCAAUCGGGUUUCCACUCUUCCAGUGUAGUGGAUCGAGUGUGCUGUUCGUUGGAUGUCUGCUUUUCAUACCGUGUUAUCUGAGCGAAGUACGAUCUUACCAAGGCUUUCUACACUACUAA
Molecule: messenger RNA, 1104 nt
Organism: Anisakis simplex (herring worm)
Lineage: Eukaryota; Metazoa; Nematoda; Chromadorea; Rhabditida; Anisakidae
Source: the annotation of a GenBank genome assembly